Molecule: messenger RNA, 5358 nt
Organism: Periophthalmus magnuspinnatus
Lineage: Eukaryota; Metazoa; Chordata; Actinopteri; Gobiiformes; Gobiidae
Gene: inppl1a
Product: inositol polyphosphate phosphatase-like 1a
Exons: 27
Coding region: 295-4053 (1252 amino acids)
Biological process (GO): phosphatidylinositol dephosphorylation
Molecular function (GO): protein binding; phosphatase activity
Source: RefSeq, a predicted model, not a curated record
GUCCAGCGAGGAUUUACACAGCUUGAUUUCCGUGGGACAGGGAAGCCCAAAAGGCUGGGUAGGGUUUUCAGGAACCCAGGACAGGGCACAAACAGCGCAGCUUUAGAAAAUAACAGUUGGGGGGCAGCGUUUGUAACUACGACACUUUCGACACUUUCUCCUAAGUUUAUUUUCUCAUCCUACCGUGACUUUUCAGCUCUUCCUUUCGACACUGGAGGAGGAAAAAGGCUCGGGAGAUUUUUCGGAGACGUCGGGAGCAACUUGAGUCGAAGCCCGGGCUGAGGGGCUGUGGCCAUGGCUGGGAGUGGAGGAGUCGGUGGGCUUUCACCGAUGGGCCCCGCGCCGCCGAUGUGGUAUCACCGGGACCUGAGUCGAGCCGCGGCCGAGGAGCUGCUGGCCCGCGCCGGGAGAGAUGGCAGUUUCCUGGUGCGGGACAGUGAGAGCGUCAACGGGGCUUACGCCUUGUGUGUGCUGUUUCAGAAGCAUGUCCAUACAUACAGAAUCCUCCCGGAUGAAGAGGGCUUUCUAGCUGUUCAGACAUCUCAGGGUGUGCAACCUAAACGAUUCAAGACAUUACCAGAGUUGGUGUCAUUGUACCUCCAACCAAGCCAGGGUUUGGUGACCACUCUCCUAUACCCAGUGGACAGAGAAGAAACUGCUGUGAGUGACGACAGGGACUAUUCAGAUGGUGAAGAUGAAAAACCACCACUCCCUCCCAGAUCCGCCUCAACCUCCACCCCCCCUGGAACAGACGCACCGACGGAAAGCACUCCAGCAGCUAACGGCCUCAGUACCAUUUCCCAUGAAUACCUCAAGGGGAGCUAUGCUCUGGACCUGGAGGCGGUUAAACAAGGAGCCUGCUCUCUCCCUCACCUCAACAAGACACUAGUGGCUUCAUGUAAACGUCUCAAUGGGGAGGUCGACAAGGUGUUGUCUGGACUGGAGAUACUGUCUAAAGUCUUUGACCAGCAAAGUGCAUUCAUGGUGUCAAAGAUGAUUCAGCAGUCUGUAAAUCAGGGUGGUGACCAGGAGUUGGAGAACCUUGUGACAAAGCUUGCCAUUCUCAAAGACCUGCUCUCCUCCAUAGAGAAGAAGGCUCUCAAAGCUCUCCAGGACAUGAGCUUGACCUCUCCGUGCUCCCCUCCUCCACCGUCGAUGCGGAACAGUAAAUCCAUCCCAGUGCAAGCCUUUGAGGUAAAACUGGAUGUCUACCUGGCUGAACUGACAAAGAUCGGUAAGAGUCAGAAGUACACUUUGUCUGUGGAUGUGGAGGGAGGAAGACUUGUGGUGAUGAAGAAGGUGAAAGACAGCCAGGAAGACUGGACCACGUUCACACAUGAUAAAAUUCGUCAACUGAUCAAGUCACAGAGAGUUCAGAAUAAACUGGGUAUAGUCUUUGAAAAGGAGAAGGACAAGAGCCAAAGGAAAGACUUUAUAUUUGCAAGUGCCAAGAAACGAGAGGCUUUCUGUCAACUACUGCAGCUCAUGAAAAAUAAACAUUCCAACCAGGAUGAACCUGACAUGAUUUCCAUUUUUAUCGGCACCUGGAAUAUGGGUUCUGUGCCAGCUCCUAAGUCUAUUGCAUCAUGGGUGUUGUGUCGUGGCCUUGGGAAAACUCUGGAUGAGAUGACCGUCACUAUCCCUCAUGACUUGUAUGUUUUUGGUAGCCAAGAAAACUCUGUUUGUGAUCGAGAGUGGAUUGAAUCACUACGGACCUUAUUAAAAGAACAAACAGAACUAGAUUACAAAUUGAUAGCAAUUCAGACAUUGUGGAAUAUAAAGCUUGCUGUGCUGGUGAAGCCUGAGCAUGAGAAUCGCAUUAGCCAUGUGGGAAUGUCCAGUGUAAAAACAGGAAUUGCUAACACAUUGGGUAACAAAGGAGCUGUGGGGGUUUCUUUUAUGUUCAAUGGUACUUCUUUUGGCUUUGUAAACUGUCACUUGACAUCAGGGAAUGAAAAAAUUGCCAGGAGGAACCAGAACUACUUGGAUAUCCUGCGACUGCUGUCUCUAGGAGAUAAACAGCUGAGCUCCUUUGAUAUUUCAUUGCGUUUUACACACCUAUUUUGGCUGGGGGACCUCAAUUACAGACUGGAUAUGGACAUUCAGGAGAUCUUAAACUACAUUAAUCGAAAAGAGUUUGAACCCCUUCUCAAAGUGGACCAGCUUAAUUUGGAAAGGGAAAAGAACAAGGUUUUUCUUCGGUUUGCUGAAGAAGAAAUCUCAUUCCCACCAACCUAUCGUUACGAACGUGGCUCACGAGACACGUAUGUGUGGCAGAAGCAGAAGGCCACAGGGAUGAGGACUAAUGUCCCGUCUUGGUGUGACCGAAUCCUGUGGAAAUCCUACCCAGAAACACAUAUAGUUUGCAACUCAUAUGGUUGUACAGAUGAUAUUGUGACCAGUGACCAUUCCCCAGUGUUUGCAACCUAUGAAGUUGGUGUGACCUCCCAGUUUGUUUCUAAAAAGGGUUUGCCCAAAUCUUCGGAGCAGGCCUACAUAGAGUUUGAGAGCAUAGAAGCUAUAGUGAAAACAGCAAGUAGAACCAAGUUCUUCAUUGAAUUCUACUCAACUUGUUUGGAAGAGUUUAAGAAGAGCUACGAGAAUGACAGUCAGAGCAGUGAUAAUGUCAAUUUCCUGCGUGUCGGUUGGUCGAACAAGCAGCUCACCACACUCAAACCACUGCUCUCUGAGGUCGAAUAUCUUCAGGACCAACAUCUGCUGCUGACAGUCAAAUCUCUGGAUGGAUACGAGUCAUAUGGAGAGUGUGUGUUGGCUCUGAAGUCCAUGAUUGGCAGCACACCACAGCAGUUCCACACUUACUUGUCCCAUCGCGGUGAGGAGACAGGGAAUAUUCGGGGUUUAAUGAGAGUCCGAGUUCCCUCUGAAAGAAUGGGAACCAGAGAGAGACUCUAUGAGUGGAUUAGUGUGGACAAAGAUGAAACUGGAGGACCUAAAGGAAAAUCAACUAUUCAUCCAAGGACAGGACACGAAUAUAUUAAGCCUUCUGUAGUUCGUAAACAACUUGGAGAAUUGGGUAAAGUCAGUGAGGAGGGAGAACGAAAUAGCAAAGAGGAAGCCUCAGCUAGACCAAAACAAGAUUCUUCAGACACUGACCCACCCGUCAACAACAGCUACAACAAUCCUGCCUACUACAUCCUGGAAGGUGUCCCCAACCAAUCUGCAGCUGCUGCCUCCCCUGAUCUUCUCACAUCUCCUACCUCUGCCACUGGCCCAGCAACUAAAGUGCCUCCCCCUUCCUCCGGCACUCGUGCCAAACCCCCCUGCGGUGCCCCAGGACCCUCUCAUACCCGAGUGCUUCUAACAGGGCACACCGUCAGAACCAUCUGCGAGGACGGCCCAUCCGAGGAGGACUCUUGUAUAGCAGCAUUGACACGGGCUGGGACAACAGGAAGCUCACUCAAUCGUCCCCCGCCGGACUUUCCCCCUCCCCCUCUGCCAAAAGGAGCCCUAGAGAUGGUCACCGAAGUGCCUUUUCCCAAAUCACGACCCGUUUAUCCAGAUAUGGCAGAAGUCCGAAUCCCAACAGCCAGUCCUGCCCCUCCCCUUGGACUUGGAGAGGGGUUUAGGCGAGGAGGUGGGGCAGCAGCAGUAGCGGCUAGUCUAAUGGAUGACCAGUCGUGUUCUGUGCUGCAGAUGGCAAAGACACUGAGUGAGAGUGAGUUUACAGGACCACCCCCACGGGCCCCCUCUGCACCGCCUCCACUCAGGGGGCAGGCUAUGGCUUUUGGACUUGACGCCUGUCGCACAUUCCCACCCAGAAAUCCAAUCCCAGAGAGCAUAGCAGAGGACAUGCCUGAAGAGGCACUAUGGGGUAGUAGUAGCUCAUCCUUGUCUGUGGGUGAAUCUUCAGUGGGUGAGUGGCUGCAGCGUUUGGGACUCGAACAGUAUGAACAGGGUCUUUUACACAAUGGCUGGGAUGAUCUGGAGUUUCUAAGUGACAUCACAGAAGAGGACCUGGAGGAGGCAGGCGUGCUGGACCCUGCACACAAGCGGAUCUUGUUGGAAAGCCUCAGACAGCAGCAGCAGAAAUGAACUGUGCUGUAUAGGUCUGUGAGUGGUCCAAACCAGCCUUGUAAUGCUAUAAGACUCAAGCAGCACACCUUAUCCCAAGUGGACUUCAAAAAUACUUUUUAAAGCAUACUGUAUAAAUGUACUAUUAAUUUGUCACUGUUAUACAUGUGGCCUUAUUUAAUAUAAUCAUUUCAAUCUUUUAUGUUACUCAACAAAAUAUAGCCAUCAGCCUUAAACUGAAACAAAUCUAGCUAGUUUUAUUUAUAUGUAUAUUUUUGACUGGGAGAAAUGGGAAUUCUUUCAGAAGAAUAAUGCAAAAAUGCAGUUCAUUUUUAAGAACUAAAAUCAAAUUUUUGAGCACUGCUUGUCUCAGGUUUUGUCUUUGACUUAUUUCAUACACAUUGGAGCUGCUAGAGUCGGAGCCAAGUAGGGAAACUGAGGUAAUCCAUUUGAGAAUAAGGUUUCUUUGUGAAAAGAGUAAUAUGGACCUAGGCUAGCAGUGAAGCAACUUGAAAUCAGCUUUUGUAUAAUGUUGGGGUCACUGACUUUUCAUACUAGUUGCUUUUUCAGAUGUUUUUGGCACAAAGGGAAUUAGAAUUGAGUAAACAUAGAGGAUCUGGAAAAUUACAAAGUCAUGGGGGAUAUAUUAGUAGCUAAAUCACUAUGAUCUCUUGUGAUUUGUAAAAUACUGAUUUAUUUGAAUAUUAAGCAGACUACUACAUGUUGCAAAACAUACAUUUUCAGUGUAUUUUUUAAUUUAAGUUUAAUUGCCCCGGGAAAGCGUAAAAGGCCAAGUAGAAUAACAAAUUGUCUUUCAAUAGACUGUAAUGCAGUUGCCAAAUAUGUCUGUAAUAGUUUUGAGUAUUUUAUUAUUUUGUUACAUUUUUUGUAGCAUAUUAAAUUUCAUGUCACAGAAUUUUACUGCUGAGGUCAAUGCUAUCUUUUACCAGUAGAUGGCGCUGCUACUUUAACGAUUUCUGACUUUGGAGAUUCGGGAUCUGAAGACACUAUUGGCCAUUAGAACUACCAUUCUCACCAUCAGGCCAGGUCAUUUUCAUAAUCUCACGUUUCCAUUUUGCUAAACCUGUAAAUGUGCCAUAUCUUGUUCUUUUUUUUGGCAACUUCAGUAUAGUGAUGUGUUGUUCAGAUGUUUUAAAUAUUGUUUUUAAGCCUCUUGGCAUUUCAGUGUUCUUGUGUAUGUGUGUAUGAAAAGUGUGCUCCUGCCAUUGUCUGUUAUUUGUGUUUGCAAAUGUUCAAUGUGUUAACUUAAUCUAAGACAGUUAUUCAUGUUUUUUCAAUUAAAAUAUAUAACAAUCUAUAUUUUUU